Messenger RNA from Cryptomeria japonica (Japanese cedar), 8067 nucleotides. RefSeq lists its product as uncharacterized. The record is from RefSeq and is a predicted model, not a curated record. NCBI's taxonomy places the organism in Eukaryota, Viridiplantae, Streptophyta, Pinopsida, Cupressales, Cupressaceae. The transcript is spliced from 11 exons. The coding region runs from base 700 to 7737 and encodes 2345 amino acids.
CCACACCAUAGCAUAAAAAUCCCCCGACGAUACAAAUAGUAAGUUCUGUUUGUUGCUUGUUCAGAUAUUCAGGGAAAGAUAUUUUAUUUCUCUGUUCGGGGUUGGGGUUUGUUCAAUUGCAUCUGUAUAUCACCGAUCCGAUCCAGAUCAACUACCCAUUUGGAUUCAACCCAGAAGAAAUUAAUCUGCCUCUGUUUGGUGCCAAAUUUCGACUACCCAAUUGGAUAAAAUCCGUGAAAUGUGUUGGCUGGUCAGGGGAGCUCAGUAUAAAUGCGUUUAAUGGGCACCCAAUUGGUGUAUUGGGAUGGAAAAGAUCCCUCUCUUCAAUACGGAUGAAUCUAAUUAUGUUUUGUGAAGGAAUAAAUACAUUAACCAGAUUUGGCUUCAGCCCAUCUGUCUGUACUGCUCCUAGCAUCAAUUUGCACGCGGAUCGCUUGUUUUUGGUUACAGGGUUUCGUCCCCGUGAAGCCUGAUUGCAAAUUGGGAUCUUCAGUCAAACCCUAUAAAAGGCCAUAUAUACCAUGGGUUAUUUGUAAAUUAAUAGGUGCCCUGUAAUUUCUGUUAUCUUAAGGUUUUUAUUUCUGUUGCAGAUGAGAUUGUGAGGCAGUUUUACAGAGAAAUCUUGAAUUUUGAGUUGGGGUUUGAGAUUGAAUUCAUUAUUCAACUAGGAUUUUUGGUUAGGGUGGAGUUUUAAUCAGCAUGGGAAAGAAGAGGAAAGAACGAACCGUGGCAGAGCUGUACAAGCGUACUGUAAAGUUGUUAAAACCCCGGAUAACUCCUAUACUUGAAGGUCAUUGUCGCAUACAAGGACCUCUAAAUGAGUCUGACUCUGAAAGUGAGACAAAAAGGUUACGCAAUACAGCAGACAGAGACAAAGAGAAAGACAGCAGCAUUGAACGUAUGGAAUCCUCUGUUUCAACUAAUGUUUCUAAAAGACGUAGAAACAAAGAGCAAGAAACAGAUCAUAACACUGUUGAUACAAUAUUGAUGCAAAAGAAAACUCCUGGGAAAGAAUCACCGAGUGAGCAUGCUACAGGCAAAUCAGCUAGCAAAGAUUUUGUGGAAAGAGAAGAAAUUCCAGGCAGCAAGAAGACAAGGAUAAGUAGUAAUGUACGGAGGGCAAAGGGAAAUAAAUCAAGGAAAGCAAGUGUAGCUAGCAGUCAUUCAGAUCGUGGCCAGGAAGUGGAAUUACAGGCAAGCAGUAUGAUUGAGCCAAGUGAAAAGUCCUUGGAGACUCCAGGCAGUUCUCAAACACAUGAUGAGGAGAAGAUUCUUUUUCUUGGAAAGCAGUCAGAGGAAACAUGUGAUCAAUCAAGAAAUUCAGGUACAAGUAGCAGUCAUUCAGAUUAUGUACAAAAAGCAGAAACACAAGCAACUGAUACGAUUGAGCAGAGUGAGAAGCGCUUAGAGACACUAGAUGCUUCUCAAGCAAGGGAUGAGGAAAAGAUGCUUUCUAUUGACAAGCAGUCAGAGGAAACGUGUGAUACAUCAAACAAUGCAGCUAUACCCAUUAGUGAUUCAGAUUAUGAACAGAAAGCUGAAAUACAGGAAAGUGGUACAAUUGAGCAAAGUGAAAUGUACUUGGAAACUUCUUUUGCUUCUCAAUCAAAUGAGGAGACAAUCCUUUCUCUUGGAAAGCAAUUAGAGGAAACAUCCUAUAAAUCAGGAUUUAACAGACAGAAUGAAGAAGUACAGGCAACCUGCAUGACUGAGCAAAUUGAGAAGUCUUUGGAGGCUCCAAGUGCUGCUCAAUCAAAUGAUGAGGGGAACAUCCUUUCUCUUGAAAAUCAGUUUGAGGAAACUCGUGAUAAGUGCUUUGACAAAGAGCCUGCUGAUAUUUUGCAAUCUAAUGAAACAACCAUUGUUGUAGAUGCUGCGGUAAAUAAGGAUGACAAGGGUAUAAAGAAGCAAGAAGAGGCAGAUGAGGAGCUGCCUGUAACAAAACCAAGUGAUACUACUGAUAUCAACUCUGAAGACUCUCAUUGUGUUGGGGUAACCUUGAGUCAAAAUAGUUUGAACACAUGUAGCAUGGCACCGAUAACUGUCUCAGAUGAAAUAAAUGAAUUGGAAGUAUUAACAGGAAUACAAUCGCCUGUGUCACUUCAUUCUGAUUUAGAUGUCCAUGCCCCGGGAAGUGAAAAUAGCUCAGGAAUGGCACAAAUUCAUUUUAAUGGGGAUGCAUGCAAUAAUAAAGAUUUGACAGAGAGACCACUGAUAAGUAAUUCUCCAAGAUUAGAAAAUACAGAUGAGCUGAUAUCUACAAGUACCGAAUCACUUGUAACAGAAAAUGUGAUUUUGAAGGGAACAAGUGCAUCAUCUGACAUGGCAAAUGCUGAAAAUAUGAGCUCUCUUGAAUCACCCGAAAUGCAUUUUGAGAAAACAAGCUCCAGUUCCAUUGAAGGUUCUUUAGAUGUAAUUCAAAAAGCUGAAACUGAGUCUAAGGGGAGUGAAUUUCUUCAACAAAAUAAUAACAUUCAGAUUGUGACACCUACAACUAGUAACGUAGAAGAAAUAAAUACAUUUGCUGAGAAUUCUUUGCCAGGACAUAGUUUGAAUGUAGAUGGCACAGAAACUGUGAACUUGCCUUUCAAAUCUGGUCCUUUGGACCAUUCUCUUUCUAGUUCACCUGAGAAGAAGGAAGUUUCAAAUAUAUUAUUUUCUGAAGAUAACAUUUUACAGGAAGCAGUCAGUUCAUUCCCUCUUUCAGUAAUACCGGGGCAUUCCUCUCUAAUAUCUGCAAGUAUGUCUGUUAAAACUGAAAAGGAGAUUGAAGCAUAUUCUAGCAAUCAGCAAGAGCAGGAUUUUGCAUUUACAUCGUCAACAGUCUGCACAGAGUUCUCUACAAAUAAAAACACCAUUAUUGACAAGGAAGAAGCUAAAGAUGUCUUGCCUGUUUUACCAGUAGCUGCAAGAAGUGCAGAGCAUCUUGAAAAUAAUGUUUUGAAAAGAAAUGAGUUGGAUCAAGAUUUUCAGUUUUGUGAAGGUAGCAAGAAGCUUGGGCCCUCUGAAUUGGCUAGCUCUUCAGGAGUGUCAUUUCCAUGUGGAGGAACUGAAAAAUCCUGCGUGCCUCUUUCUGGAGAGGAUGAUGUUAAAGUAUGCGAUAUUUGUGGGAAUACGGGUUAUGAAGAAAUGCUUGCUGUAUGUAGUGUAUGUAAUGAUGGUGCAGAACACAUCUACUGCAUGCAAACUAUGCUAGAUGAGGUGCCAGAAAGGGAUUGGUUGUGUGAAGGGUGUAAGUCGAAGCAGGAUAUCAAUGUUAAAAGGGUUGAGACAUCUACAAGCUUGACUGUCAUCUCUAAGCCUGCAUGCUUAAACAGCAGGAAGCAUUCUUAUGGCACAGCACGGUCUAGGCUUUCUGCAAAAUUGGAUAAGAAGAAGUUAGUACCUGAAAGAAAGAGAGCUUUCAAAGGUAUUCCUAGUUCCCUGUUAUCUACAAAACGACAAGCUGAGUCUUUUGAAAUUGGGCCAGCUACCAAAAAAUUGGCUCUUGGAACUCCGAGUUCAAACAUUGGCUCAUUUUGUUCAAAUCCGAAGUCUAUUUUUCACAGGGAAAACUCAUUCAAAGCAUUAGACAUAGGAAAAGUCAAAACAUCUAUUGCUGUAUCUUCAACAGGGGACCUUCCAAGUAGCAGUGUCCAUGACAGUGGAAAAUCUUCAACUUUAUAUGGGGCUUCAUCACCAAGGUUGCCUGUAAGUGCGCAAUUGUCAAAAAACAGACUUCUGUCUCUCAAUAGUAGGAUGACUGACUCUUCAGUAGUCACAGGAAGCAAGGCUGGUAGGAAUGCACCUUCUACUCAUUCUGUUAAGGUGUCAGCCGAUUCCUCCACACCUCUGAGAUCAAACAGUUUUUACAAAUUAUCGGCAACCCCUAAGGAUGUUAAGGAACCUAUUGAAGUGGGUUCGCAGGCUAAAGCAGAUAGAGAAAAUACCAGUAACAGUCAUGCAGCCGGGGUAAUCGCCAAACCCUUAAAGUGCAAUACAAGCACAGAUUUGUCAACUGUUUCAGAUCCAAAGACAUCUUCCGGUGUUCAUAAUUUAGAGACAAAAGAAAUAAGAACUGGAAAAUUAGCGAAAGAUGGACUAGGUCUUGCAAAAAAGAAAGCAAUGUCGAAGUCUCCAAGUAUAUGUAGAGAUUCCAAAUCUGCUUUAUCAAUGAAUCUGGAAAAGCCUGCAGUAGAUGAUAGGCAUGCCAAGUCAGUUACGUUUUUGAUGAAGGAUUCACCCAACUCUAGGCCAGUACGAUCUGAAGUUAAAAUGGCUGUUGCUCCAAGACAGGUUGCACUCAACUCAAAUAAGGAGCUUAAUUCUUUGAGGUUCUUAGCUGAUGGAAGGGAAGGAAGAACACAGUUAAAAACAUCACCUAGUAAGUUUCAAGCUGUUACAGCUAACAAACUGCAGCAUUCUGCCUCUACUGAAGCUUCCCAUAAAGUUACAGCUGAGAAGUCUGAAGAUAAGUCUCUGUUUGAGACAACCUUUGUCAUAAAAUCAUCAGAAGAGGAAAACAUUUUCACUUCUUCUGUUAAGGAUGAAAAAAUGAGUAACUCCCUUGGAGAAAAACUUGCAGCAGAAGGUCGUGCUUCUCAGAAUGAGAAAAAAAGUGCAACACUUGCAAACAAACUAAUUUCAAACGAUUUGCUUCUUGAGGAGAAUAAGAAGUCAGGAAAUUUCAAGAAAUUUUCUUCUUUGAAGUGGGCAUCACCUAAUCAUCAAACAGCAGCUGGAAGCACAAGGUGCUAUAAGUGUAAAGAACUAGGUCAUUCUGCUCAGUUAUGCACAAGUCGUACUUCUGCAGAAACUGGGAGUAGCGGUCUCCGUGUUUCUAGUCUCAUAGCUUCAGCUGCAAGAAGUGCAAAGGAUCUGUCAGAUACUGUCAGUGUUAAAAUAAACACUCUUGAGGAGAUAACAUCUUCAGGUAACUACAAAGCCAGUGGAAAUGAUGAAAGUUCAGUGCUACAGCUGUUCAACUCUGAACAGGACCAUGCUGAUCAGCCUGGGAGUGGCUCACCAGGGCAAGUUUCUAGCAAUAAGGAGGCUUCCUAUCGUGAUCCAAAGUGUAAUUCUGUGGAAUCUUCUAAAGGAGCGUCGUACUUAAGCCGGGAGCUUGAUAUUAAAACCUUAGAGAGCUGUCAGGUUUCUAUCCCUACUAGGGACCUUGGUCAAGGUUUAGCUACUACAACGCCAAUUCUGACAUCUGGUCUUGGGGAGCCAUCUUUAGUUAAUCCUUCUAGUAACAGUUCCAAGUCCCAAGGAGAGCAACUGUUGCAUACAGCUGCUAAUGAAAAGAAGAAAUUAGGAAAUGAUGAAAUUCAAAAAAAUUCAUCUCAAUUAGGACAAAUUGUUUCUCCAACAGAGGACAUGGUUGUAGCUAUUAGAGAAAGCUUGUCUCAUGGUGUUCCUGCAUCUCUUGAUGGAGCUGGCCAACCAGGCAUAGAGUGUAGAUCUGUUCCAUGCCGAGGGUCUUCUGUAGUAGAAACUACUUCAGCAUCAAGUCUACCAGAGCACAAUUUCUUAUGGCAAGGUGGCUUCGAUGUGCAAAGCAAUACAAAUGGUACCAACUACUUUGACGGGAUACAAGCUCAUGCAUCAACUUCUGCGGCAUCAAAAGUCCUUGAUGCAGUAAAGAAGUUUUCCUCUAAACUUCAGCUAGAGGAAGUUCCUCGCUACAGCUCAUGGCCACUGCAAUUUGGUCACUACCGCCCAAGCGAUAAGAAUAUUGCUCUCUACUUUUUUGCCAAAGAUCAUGAGAGCUAUGAAAGGCCCUACCGAAAAUUGCUGGAGCAUAUGCUUAAGCAUGACUUGGCUCUGAGAGGAAACUUUGAUGGCGUGGAGCUUUUAGUUUUUUCCUCAAAUCAGCUUGAAGAACAAUCUCAGCGUUGGAAUAGACUUUUGUUUCUGUGGGGUGUUUUCAGGGAAAGGAAGUCAACUUGCAUUGAAUCAUCUACAUGUAUGAAUGAAAAUGUUCAGGGAGAAUUAGCAAAAGGAGAUCCUUCAGCUUCAUCUGUAUUUGGAUCUUCUGAGUUAGAGGUGAUGGAUACUGACAGAGUUGUAAUCGGAGAUUCGAAUGUAUCAGAGGGUACCCUUAGAGUUACUGGGGACCAAACACUUGCAUCGACUUCUUCUCAGGAUGAAGGACCAAAUGGAAAUUCGUAUGAUCCGAAUAUCCAAAAUUUGCCUGUUGUCGAAGAUACUAAAUUCAACAGCACUCUGAAGAUUGACAAGAAGGAUGCAGAACAGUUAUCAAUCAAGAAGCAUUCAAUGGGAUCGUCAUUUGAGUCUAAUGAGCAGUCAUCUUCAAAAAUUCCACAAUCUAAUAGGUUAAGCAGCCCUGAUUUGUCAGCUGGACUUGAAAUUAGUACAACACAGAUGCCUCAAAAUGCAACAGAUGGCAACUUUUUUGAGGAAAUGAUUCCUCCGGAGGCUGGACUAGUUGCAUCGGGAAAAUCUGGAGAGAUAUCAAGUUCACACAUUCAAACAGAGGGGACAAAACCAAACUGUUUGAGACAUACGCUAUCUGCUUCUUCAACCAUCUCUCUCAGUUCUACAGAAAGGAAAGCUUAUUCUUGUGAUACUUUAAAGACUGCUCAUUUUCAGUCUGAUUCGCUUGGUCAACAAACAAGUAUUGAUAAGGGAAAGAAAAGGCCAAGAGAUGCUAAAUGUGAUAGACAAAUGGAGAAAGCAAAGGAAGUAGAAUCUGCAAGGUUGAGUAGCAGGGAUGGUGAAAUGGAUCAGGGGUGGAGGCCAUGGGAAAAGCACAGAGAGGAUUCGCUUGUUGCAAAUGAAAGAGAGAGAGGCAGGUGCCCUUCAAUAAGUAGAGAAGAAGAUUAUGGUAACUGUGAACCAAAGUAUCAAAAGGAUGGGAUGCAACAAAGGAAACGCUUUUGUCCUUCACGUUCUCAUUCACCACCACAAAUUGGAGUUCAGUCACACUCUCAAACAAAGCAAAUCUUUAAGAAUGAUUUUGAAUAUUCCCAAACUCAUUCCCCUAACUUGGAUCAUAUCAAGCAACCAUUAAGAUGGCAAGCUUCUGAGAUGAUUCCUGAUUUUGAUGGGUCAUCUCAUGAAAAGUCAAAAAAUAUUGUAGUAGAUGGAAAGGAUGGCCGGAGAAAAUUGAAGAGUUACAGUAAUGUGGAAGUUCAGGAAAAUGGCAAAAAGCAAGAUGUAAGCAACAUGAAUCUUGCAGAGCAGAAAAUGUCAUCUCGGCAAUCUUAUCCCAUUGCUGAUUUAAAUCAGGUUGCUGAUUUCGAUUCUGCAGUUGAGUUCAGUGGAACCUCUGUUCAACAGCAUAUUCAACAGGAAGAUCCAGAGGGCCAUCUUCGCUUUCCACAAUAUUGUCAAUUGACAGAGAGAGUGUUUUUCCCGUUUUCUGAUGAUAUCAGCAGAAAUCACAGAUUAUCAAAACUGUCUGAACAGUGGCCAAGCCAGCUUGGUUCUAAACAGAGCUCUUCUGAGUCAUCUUCAACUAGUCGACUUAUUUCUUCAACUGAAGAAAAUUGGGAACGAUUGGAUUUGAAUAUGCCCAGUCUUGAGCUUGAUUUAGGAGGGAGAGUGUCUUCUAAUCCUAUAAAGAGCAGUCCUUUACAGGGAACUGAAAAUGGUUCAUCUCUUGCACUCUCACUUGCUUAUCCUUUGACCCAGAAUGAUCAAACUACCAAGACUCAGAAAGAAGAUUAUAAGAAACCAGUGAACUGUAGUGUAAACGCAUCAUUCUGUCUGUUUGGUCAUCGUGUAAAUGGUUGAGUAGAAACAAAGGUGACAGCCUUAUGAUGUACUAGAAAUCCUUCAUGAAUUUUGGUCAGCACUCUUGAAGUUGUGCAAAUACUUGAAUUGCGUAUGCAAUCAAUUUCUUGCUCUACAACUUUUUAUUAAGAUAGCCUGACCAUCCUCUGGUGUUGGAUCACUGUUGUGGAAAUAGAGGUACACUGAAACUAUAUAUUUGGAGAGUUUAGUUGAAGCCUACCUCUUAUUCCAACAUUUUUGUUUACGAUGUCUUUUCAUUUAAAAAAUGAACCAAUGUAUAUGAUUCUGUGUGUAAGUUAAAGAGGAAAGGAAACUAGUCUUUAUGAUCCA